Dentiscutata heterogama is the source of this 1738-nucleotide messenger RNA. The record is from the annotation of a GenBank genome assembly. Lineage: Eukaryota; Fungi; Glomeromycota; Glomeromycetes; Diversisporales; Gigasporaceae.
AAUUAUACCUGUAACUGAUAAAGAAGUACUUGAAGAUAAUUACGGAAUUGAAACUCCUAAUGCCAUCAGUUCCACAAACGUGUACAUGUUGAUAUAUAUCCGUGAAUCCGAUAUCGAUUUUGUGCUAUCUCCUAUACUUGAUGAAGAUAUACCGAAACAUCUGCGUGAAAAACGCUUUGAUGAAGAGAAAGCUUUAUAUGAACGGGAAAAGAAAGAAACCGAUGAACCAUACUUAUAUCUAUCUAUUAAGAUUGUGACUCCAGCUAUCUUUGAGCGCUAUCAAGGAUUCGAUCUUGUAAACUUCAAGGAGCGACAAUAUCCGCUAUCUGAGCUUCCACAGUUUAAGGUUUUGAAAAGUGAGACAUAUGAGGCUUUCAAAGCUAUGAUCUCCCAAAAAUUUGAGAUUCCAGUUGAGCAAAUAAGACUCUGGAUUUUUGUAAAACGCCAAAAUAGGACUAUUAGGCCAGAUACUCCAAUAUCAGACGAUUUUCUUGACGAAACAAUCGAAAUAAUUCGCAAAAAAACGGUACGAAGAUACAAUGAAUUGAAAUUAUAUUUGGAAGUGGCAAAACCAAUUAAUGGCAAAGUAAUAUUGUUCCCACCGACAGAAUGUAACUCCAAUGUAUUGGUUUUUAUCAAGUAUUUUAGCCCCGAUACGCAAUCUAUAGUAGGACUUUGUCAUUUAUAUGUUCAACCGCUUGGUAAGGUUGGCGAUAUUAUUCCAAUUCUUUGCGAGAAAAAGAAUUUUCCGCCACAUACACCUUUAAAAAUAUACGAAAUACAAAAUGGUGAUAUAAUUUGUUUCCAAAAAGCUUUAACAGAGAAAGAAAUUCAAGAACACACUGUUGUGGGUCGUAUUCAUGAUAUUCCUACAUUCUAUGAGUCAUUAUCUAUGCGUAUCAUCAUUCUAUUUAAACCGAAAUAUAUAAAUCGAGAACAAAAACCUGAAUUCAUGAUGGUUGCUAAUCGCGUUGCUAUUUUUUUAAACACGGAUCCUUUGAAAUUACGAUUUUCAACGGCACAUCAAACAUCCAAUGCACACAAAACUGUAAUUAAAAGGACGACCACACAAACACUUUCAGAGAUGCUUCAAACAACCAAUCCAACUGGAUCAGUACUUUUAUAUUAUGAAAUGCUUGACAUUAGUAUUGUAGAAUUAGAAACUAAAAAAUUCUUUAAAGUAUACUGGCUUGGAACAACUGUCAAGGAAGAGGAUGUGAUUGACAUUUGUCUUCCAAAAACCGCUAUAGUCAAUCAAAUUUUUCAAAUAAUUAUAAACAAAUUAGCAUUAAAACAUACUAGUAGGAUUAGAUUAUAUGAUGUUUUACGUCAUAAACUUCAAAAAGAAUAUGAUAUUAGCGAUCCAAUAGAUGAAAUAGAGGAAAAUAUGACAUUAUACGCGGAGGAAAUACCACAAGAUGAAAUCAAACUAGGCACUAAAGAUAAAGUUAUUCGAGUAUUUCAUUUUGCAAAGGAACCAUUAUGCGCGCAUGGAAUUCCAUUCAAAUUUGUUAUCAAAGCUGGUGAGCCCUUCUCUAUGACAAAGUUACGUCUUAAAUUACGCUUAGGAAUGAAUGAAAAAGAUUUCUCGAAAGUGAAAGUUGCGGUCAUGCAAGAUCUAUCAUAUGCUAAACCUCAGUAUAUAGAUGAUAAUGUUAUUCUGUCAGAUUAUGAAUUGACAGAUGAGCUUCUAUCUCUUGAUCAUUUUGCGUCUCAAAAACUUGAGAUCGCUGUAUAA